GGCCCAGCGGGCGGCUCUGUGGCGCGGAGCUGUCCAGCACUUCAGGAGGGGACGCGCCGGGAGGGGCCGCGCCGUGCCGGGCCGAGCGGGACCGAGCCGAGCCGGGCCGGGCCCAGAGAGCGGCAGCGACGGCACCGAGCUGGGCUGAGCGGGGCGGCGAGGACGGGAACGGCAGGGAGAGGUGCUGCGUGCCACCAUGGCUCUCUACAACAAUGGGGCCAACGUGCCCUCGCCCCAAGAGGCCUCCAAUGGCUUCUCGCAGCCCGGCGCCUCGGGCACGUGGCACAAGGCAGAGGAGGAGGUGCGGCUGGUGGAGCCCAGCCUGGUGAAGAAGGCUCACCGCGAGAUCCUGGACCACGAGCGCAAGAGGCGGGUGGAGCUGAAGUGCAUGGAGCUGCAGGAGAUGAUGGAAGAGCAAGGGUACUCAGAGGAGGAGAUCCGGCAGAAAGUGGGGACCUUUCGGCAGAUGUUGAUGGAGAAGGAGGGUGUGCUCACCAGGGAGGACCAGCACGGGCGCCAAAUAGUGAUAGAAAACCACCACGGGCUGGAUGGGGAGGAGUACACAGCACAGUACCCCGAGUACGGCGAGGGCUGCCUGUUGCAGUGUGAUUGCUCAGCCGAGUGCUACCGCGACGACAGCAGCCACCGCGAGUACAGGCUGAAAAGACGGUCGAGCAGCUCCACCUCCCCACCACCCAAGAAGAAAAAGAAAAAGAAAUCGGGUCACCGCCGGAACCGCAAAAAGAGGAAACCCGGUUCAGAGCGCAGCUGUGACAGCUCUUCCCCAAUCCGCAAGGAGAAGAAAAAGAAGACAGGAAAGAAACACAGACGUGACAGGUCUGAGUCGGGCUCUCGGAAGAAGAGAAGACACAGGUCCCGCAGCCCCAAAAACAAGAGGAAAGAGAAAAACAAAGAGCGCAAGAGGUCCCGCAGUGCAUCGCCAGCCUGGCGGUCGCACCGACGCAGCAGCUGCAGCUCGCACAGCGCUUCGCUCUCCUCCGACUACAGCAACUCCAAAUCCCCCAGCAGGCUAAGCCCCAAGCAUCGCGAGGACGGCCCCAAGGGCAACAGCGCCCGCUCCAGCCGCAGCCCGUCCUCCUCCUCACCGCGCCGCUCGGCCUCACCGCACCAGAACGGGCACAAGGGCAGCGCCCAGAAUGGCCGCCACAGCCAUGGCCCCGCGCUCGAGGAGCCAACGGAUAGGCCGGCCUCGCCGUCCCCUUCUCCACGGCCUCGUGGCAGGACGGAUCCGCCGUCCCCUCGCACCCGGGGCGGCCGUCAUGGUGCCCGCUCGCCCUCUCUGGAGCGAGCCAAGCACGGCCAUCGGCAUCGCUCCCGCUCCGCCUCGCCGCCCCGACACCGCGGUCAGGCACCCCGCCUGCCGGCCCCAGCGGGGCUCAGCCCCACUGGCUACAGCAGCGACUCGGAAGGCUCGGUGUGCUCCCACCCGCUCAGCCCUGACAGAACCCACGGUGCCCACGCUAAGAAGGUGAAGGAGAGGCACCACCGGGGCCGUCCCAACAGCAGCUCGGAGUCGUCGGCGAAGCACUCACGGCACGGAGCCUCGGAGCGGAGGAAGAGCCCCUCACACAGCACAGGGCACCGCAGCACCUCCUGGAGCUCCAGUGGUUCCCUCUCCAAGUCCCGCUCCCGCUCCCGGGACAAGCGGGCAGCACGCAGCCGCAGCCGCUCUCCCUCACAGAAGAAAACUGCCAGCAGAGAGAAAGACAAUGAGCCUCGAACACGCCACAGUGACCCGGACCCUGCUCGGGCCCGGCGCCGCUCCCGAAGCUACUCCCCAAUCAGGAAGAGGAGACGUGACUCCCCCAGCUUCAUGGAGCCCAGAAGGAUCACCAGCGCUCGCAAGCGUCCCAUCCCCUACUACCGCCCCAGCCCCUCGUCCUCCAGCUCGCUGAGCACCUACUCGUACAGCCGCAGCCGCAGCCGCAGCUAUGACACCUACAGCACCAGCCGCAGCCGCAGCCGGACUCGCAGCCCCCCCAGCCGCUCGCGCAGCCCCCCCAGCCGCAGCCCCAGCUACAACAGCCGCAGCAGCUCCGAGAGCGCCGGCUUCUGAGCCCCCCCCACCCCAACCAGGAGCCUCCAUCCCACCCCGGGAGCAGGGGAUUGCCAAGGAUGGACCGAGCGGGGGGGUGACCCUGAGCCUGUGGGGUAUCUGGGGGUUGGGAGAUGGGGUGGGGGGGUGGCUUAUUUUGGGGGGACGGGGGGGGGUGAGUACAGAGCGAGGGAACAAAUCGCAUCGACGUAGCUGGGGGGGUGCUCCAUCCAGCGGUGCUUUUUGGGGUAUUUGGGACUUUUCGAGCACCUUUCCCCAACCCAUGCCUGGCUGGAGGGUGCGAUGCGGCCCCAAAGGAGCUGCAGCAUCUCACUGACUUGUGUCCCUGUGGCACCCCUGGGGACAGAGGUGACACGGACAAUCCUGGGGCCCCAACAGCCCUGGGCACCACAGAGCCACCGAUGAACAAAGCGUCGCCGCAUCCCCGGCAUCAUCCCGCAUGGGGCUAUGGGCCCAAGGAGUGGGCUGGGAUCCCCCCCACCCCCCCCACUGCAGGGCUUUGCAUCUCCUGCCCCUGAAGAACAAAUGCUGUCGGGUCUGGAUUUGGGGUGAAAAAGGUGUAUUCUGGGAUGCGUCCUCACCGAGGUGCCCCCUGCACCCCCAUUGCUUUGGGCACCCCUGGGCACGUGGUGCUCCCUCUGAGCACUGGGACCCCGGCUGGGUGCCCCUGCACACCUCCUGCUUCAGUUCCUGACCCAGAUGGCUUCAUGGUGCCACUUUCCCCAAGAAUCACAGCCCCGGGGGAUGGCUGUGGCUUCUCUCCUGGAGGAUGCUGCACUGGCACAGCAGCGUGGCAGUGGGCUCGCUGUGCCCUGGGCCUGGAGCAUCCCUGCAGCCCUCCCUGGAGCUUUAACCAGAGAUAAAGGAUGGGCCCUCACGCCUGCUUUGCUGACAGCCCCAAUUCCACAGCAUUGUGCUGAUUUUCCAAAAAAAAAAAGAAAAAAAGAAAAAAAGAAAGAAAAAGGCCCUUCCUGGGGGCAUCCCCCCGGCCCCGCCGUUGGUGUGUAAUCCACAUGGACCGCGUGUUUUCCGCCUGGCUGGAGGAGGACGAAGCGCUGAGCCCGGUGGGAUGGGAGCACAGCUGCUGGGAUUAACCCACAGCGCCGCAAUGGGAUCGGGGCUUUGUCCCUGCCCCGAGGGCACCGCAGAACCGGGGCGUCCCUUUGAGUCCGGUAAUGCCCCUUCAGUGCUGGUGGGUUGGGGGGCUCUGACCACGGCCACGCACUUCAGGCACCCCGCAUUGCCCUCCCCCUGCACAGGGAUGCUCGGAGGCAUCCUCCGGGGUGGUCCCCAUCCCAACCCUAAUUCUCAUCCCCUUCCAAUCCCAAUCCCCAUCCCUGACCCCAUUCCAAUCCCCCUCCCGAUCCCCGAUCCCGAUCCCCACCCCUGACUCCACUCCAAUCUCCGUUCCCCAUUCCAAUCCCCCAUCCCAAACCUGUCCCCAUCCCCGCCCCAUGGCCACAGCUCCCACAGUGACAGAGCCCCGGACAGGACAGCACAUCAGGGAAAAUUUCCAGUCUUCCUCUUUUACAGUCUCUGUCUCCUGCCGCGGAGGGAGCCAACUGGAACAAAAUACUCUGUAGAAAUACUUCAGUAUUUUCCUCUCUCUCGCGCGCUCUCUUUUUCUGGAUUGUGAGUACAGCUGUAGAUUCAGUGAGCUGGUUCAAUUAUAAUAAAAUAUACAGUAUAUAUUGUAAAUGA
Gallus gallus (chicken) is the source of this 3778-nucleotide messenger RNA. It is a transcript of the gene SRRM3, whose product is annotated as serine/arginine repetitive matrix 3. NCBI's taxonomy places the organism in Eukaryota, Metazoa, Chordata, Aves, Galliformes, Phasianidae. The transcript is spliced from 15 exons. Gene Ontology annotation, molecular function: mRNA binding. The record is from RefSeq and is a predicted model, not a curated record. The coding region runs from base 197 to 2077 and encodes 626 amino acids.